Messenger RNA from Nilaparvata lugens (brown planthopper), 1358 nucleotides. RefSeq lists its product as uncharacterized. NCBI's taxonomy places the organism in Eukaryota, Metazoa, Arthropoda, Insecta, Hemiptera, Delphacidae. Bases 230 to 1198 code for a protein of 322 amino acids. Gene Ontology annotation, cellular component: membrane; cytosol. The transcript has 6 exons. The record is from RefSeq and is a predicted model, not a curated record.
AAACAACGUUCAACGAAACCACGUAGUGAAGUGAACAAAUAAUUGUAUUUGAGUACCGAUCACAAAGCUUUAUUUAUAUUGUUUUGAUGCUCAAGAUAUAAUAAUACAUAAAAUUACUUGAUUGUAUGUUUUUCCAAUCCAACUAAAAACUUAAACAAUUUGUUGUGAAUCAGUAAUACAACAAUUAUUUGUUAAUUUCACUCAGCAGUCACUUUAUAAGCAUCUUAGUAUGAAUGUUUUAUCACUUGGAUUUUUCUCAUUAUUCAUGACAUUGUUAUUCGAGGUAACUGAAUGCAAAUCUGCUCAGAAAAAUACGUCGGAUGCUUUGAAUGAGUUAUUUGGAUGUCUUGAUAACAGUUUAUCCAAUAAUUUUCAUAAUAAGUGUGACGAAAACAUAGCAUAUGGAGUAAAUGUAGCUAUAGGUCAAUUGAAGAGCAUUUUGAAUGUCUUAGAAACAGACAGCAGCCAAUUCAAAAAGGUUCAUGGAAUACAAGAGUUAGCCGCAAGGGUCUUGGAGAAAUUGAAAAUAAAAUGUGACUCUACUCUUUUUCACAGAUCAUUAACAUCACCUAUAUGGGAGACUGAUAUGAAUCCACAGAUACUAUUCACAUCAUCAAGAGACUUUGAGCUCUUCUAUGAAAGAGAAGUCUCCAGGAUUAUAUCGCUCAGUGAAGGCGAAUUAUUACUUAGUGGUCAUCCAAAUGAGAUUGAGUCGAACAACUGCUUGAUAGCUCUCAACAACAAUUGUGCUAUCAACCGAAAAUGUCUAGAAGAAGAAACUGAGUCUGAAAAUACUGGAUACUCUUUGACUCAUCAAAUAAUUUACUGGCAAAACUUCAGGCAGAUGGAAUGUUCAAAGGAAUAUGAUGGACUUAUCAAGAAUAUCAUAAAAGAGAAAUGCCGUAGAGUUUAUGCUCAGCAAGUUUAUAUUACAAGACGCUACAAUCUUGACUCAAAUACUUUCGAUUUGUUCACUGAACAAGUGGCAGUUUGCGGUAUGGAAGGCUUUGAAGAAUUUUUGAAUGAGGAAAAUAGAAAAAUAAUAAUCAAUAAUCAGAUGACCUGCGGUUGCUACAAAUUUAUAGGAGAUUCGAGUAAUGCUAAGGAGCUUCAGUCAUCCUGUAGGUAUGACGCUCAUCUUACGUCAGUUGCCGCUUUAGCUUUGACAGUUCACUUGAAGUAUGAAAUUAUAUUCUAAUACGAGGAUAUAUUCAUUUCACGGCCAGACUACCUUCAAAUAUCUCUAUUACGGUACUAAAUAUCACUAUCCAUAGAUCACACAAUAGUUGAUGGAUGUUCAUAAAUUCUUGUUGAGACGAGUAUAAGGAGAAGCUAUUAAAUAAAGUGCAUUCAAAAAU